Molecule: messenger RNA, 721 nt
Organism: Tetranychus urticae (two-spotted spider mite)
Lineage: Eukaryota; Metazoa; Arthropoda; Arachnida; Trombidiformes; Tetranychidae
Source: RefSeq, a predicted model, not a curated record
ACUAACAAUUAAUCGACUCAGCAUGAAUUCAAAAAUCUUGUUUGCUUUUGUUUUAGCUGUUAACAUCUGUAUCAUCACUGCAACUGCUAAAGUGUACACCUAUGGAGUGAUUGUUAGAACGGCUAAUAAAGACUUCGAAAGUCAUGAAGGUAAACUCAAGCUGUCAGUUAUAAGUAACAACACCAACAAAAUUACACAAGAAGACUUUGAAUUGACUCCAAAUGAUGUUGAAAUCAUGCAAGCCAAUAAAUAUGCUACAACAAUUUCAUCGUUUGCGCCACCAGAUAAAAUUACAUCGGUCUACCUUCGAUGGACUCUGUCCCAACCAGACAAUCCAUACAAUGCCAUUGAAAAACCAACAGUCUAUUUCAAAUCAGUCAAUCUAAACUUUUUUGAAUUUAGACAAGAUCCACAGUGGUCUCCAUGUACAAGUUACAAGUUUUAUCCAGAAACUAUUCCAAUUGGAAUUAAACAUGCUGAUGGAGCUAUCUUCAACUAUUACGAUGAAGAAACGACAUUCAAGUUUUACAAACAAAACGUUUCUGUGUUGGAUGCGGAAUGCUAAGUGUCUUGCAUCUUAAAAUCAUCUUAGAGACACAGUAUCCAGCAUCUUUCCCAAUUGCAAUUGCAUACAGAUGGAGCUAAUUAAGAUUCUUGUAUUUGAAAAAAGAUACAUGCAUGAGGAUUUUAUAAACUGAAAUAUGUUCGCAAUACUUACAAU